Messenger RNA from Trichoderma virens Gv29-8, 333 nucleotides. RefSeq lists its product as uncharacterized. Bases 1 to 333 code for a protein of 110 amino acids. The record is from RefSeq and is a predicted model, not a curated record. NCBI's taxonomy places the organism in Eukaryota, Fungi, Ascomycota, Sordariomycetes, Hypocreales, Hypocreaceae. The transcript has a single exon.
AUGGCGUACAUCGGAAUUUACCCGAAUAAAGAAAAUGUGAGAAUUUACGGCCGAGAUCGAGUCUUCGAAUAUCUCACAGGUGGAAAAUUCACUGGGUCUACGUUCUGCAAAACUUGCGGCGUUCAUGUUUUUAGCAACAUUUAUGGCCCUCCCAUAAGCAUCUUUGACAAACUUCCAGCGGAGAGGAAAGAGAGGGCCUUGUCAGUGUAUUACAAGAAUAUGGCAAUGCAGCCUCUAAAUUUGCGGGCGAUAGAGGACGUGAAAUUAGACACUCUUCGCCCGCUGAUCAAGAGGGAAGAUGAAGGAACAGAUGGGUAUGGGCUUGAUCCCUGA